AUGGCGGCGGGGAUCGUUGCCGCCGGGGCCGCCGCGCUGGCUUACUACGCCUACAGGAGGAGGCAGGGCGGGGGCAUCUACCGCCGGGUGGAGACGCACACGGACGUGGAGCACGCGCCCAGCAACUGGACCGGCGAGCUGUACCUCUUCGCCGAGGGAGUCAGAUAUAUCUGGGUGGAGAUAGUUGGCCGCUGGCCAACGGCGGACCUGUUCAUUGGGAUAUUCUACCUUUUCCGUCAGGGCAUAAGGGACUUCCCAGCAAGGGAGGUGGUGGCAAACGGAGAAAGGGUGGACCCCGCUGAGCUGCCGGUCACAGCACUGCAGAACCUUAAGGACCAAUUGUGUGAGGCCCACCGUCUUUUGCAGUAUGGUCAGAAUCUGAAGCAUGCUUCCUUGACGGUGUCAGAGGAGGUGUGGGCGAAUAUGGGAAUCGGCGCUCAUGAUUUCAUAAUUUAUCGCCCAAGAGCUGCUGUGCUCCGACCAGCAUUUGUGCUGGUGUGGGACCAUGAGCUUCACCUGUUGGUGCUGGCCAUAAGGGGCACCAGUUCGGUCAAGGACAUCUUCACAUCUUUGUCAGGGGUAACAAAACCACAUCACGUUGUUGAUCAAGAUGGUGUGGUGUUGGGCUAUUCGCAUUUUGGCAUGCUGGCAUCUGCCAGGUGGAUACUGAAGGAAGCAAGUCCUGCCAUCAAGAAUGCAAUGCAGGAGCAUCCAUCCUGUGGCCUCAGAAUCACAGGGCAUUCUAUGGGAGGCGGAACAGCAGCAAUGCUGACCAUGAUGAUACGUGAACAUCACCCAGAAUUUGGCGAUGUGCAGUGCACGGCAUUUGCCUGCCCCAGCUGCUUGACUCUGGAUCUUGCGCAGUCGUGCAAGUCGUAUGUGACCAGUUACAUCUAUGGAACCGAUUUCGUGCCAACACUGAGCGCAGGGUCUCUUGAUCAGCUUAAGGAAGAAGUAGCCGAGUCAUCUUGGGGCAGCGCAAUGCGUCAGGACAUGCGAUCUUAUUCGGUGGUGAAGGCAGUGGAAGGGAGCAUCAAAGGCGUCGUCCGAUCAGCGAGCACAUGGACCAGUCGCUCUUUGGAGUCAGCCUCCUGGGGGAUCCGUGCAUGUUAUGCUGCUCGGUGCACUGCGCCAAGGCGAGGCGCAGCCCAGGCACGUGAACAGAAGCAAGGGGCCCAAGCUUUAGCAUGCGAACCCAAAUCUGGGGAAGACCUGCCUGGCAGCAGCAGUAGCUCUAUGACUGCUGGAGAUCCACGGGGCACCGAGUCGACGCAUGAAGCUGCAGCUACCAAGGAGGCCGCCAGCUUGACAUCAAGCACUGAGGUGCAGACACAGCCUGCACAGCCCAGGUUGGCAGCUUCUGCUGAGUGUGGCAACGAGUGCUCUCAAGACGCUGCAGGGCCUUCUAACACGGACAAAGAUGGCUUAGCAGAGAGCGCCACUGCCAAGCAGGAGACAAAGGGCGGCACAACAUACGAACGUAUCAGCAGUGGUGUCUUUCAAUUUGGAGGCCAGCUGCAGAGGACUGGUGGGAUGAUGGCCAAAUAUUCCAGCAACCUGUGGACGAGCAUGGUCAACAAAAGGCCACCAGGGAGCACAGAUGCACAAAGCACUGGAGAAAAGGAGGUUCCUCUUCUCAAUGCAGGGGAGCAAUCAAUGUGUACAGAUGCCUCAGUUGCGGACAUCGAGAAUCUUGAAACUGGUGAUGAGAUGGAGCCAGCAGAGGAGGAAGGGGUGUUUGAUGGGCGGAAGGCACAAGGAAUGGAAGACCAGAACUGUUCGGCUUCGUCUGGAUCCAUCGCUGACAUGCAAUGGAGGCGGCUGCUGUAUCCCGCUGGCCGGAUACUGCAUCUGGUCCCAGCUUACAUUCUGGAUGCCGAUAGUGAGCGUGAUGCAGACCGUGAACUGCUGGACAGUAAUGUCCUGAGGGAAAUGGAAGCGUGCCUGAUGGAUGGAAGCAUCGACAGUGGGAAUGUGAAAACAAUGGAAGCAAAGGCCAAUGGAGCAAAUGCACCUUCCAGUCAACGAGGGGACUUGGGAGGCAGCGAAGAAGAUCAGUGCGAGCUGCCAGUAUCAACGCACAUGACAGGAUUAGACAAGGACAGCAAGGACGACGAGGGCAGUGUUGCAGAAGAGUGCGAUGGAGGCGAUCAUGGGGAGGCAGGAAAGGCGCCGCUGCAGGAAACGCAGGAGGGAGGGUGCGGGGAGCACGUGUUGUUCCUUGACGUUCCUCAAGAGCCGUAUGGCAAAAUGAGGAUGUGCAGGUCCAUGGUGAUGGACCACUUUGUGCCCAGGUACCUGGCAGCCUUGGAAUCCAUGAUUGAGGCUUUGCAAAGGGCUUCUGGCGAUAGUUGA
Molecule: messenger RNA, 2355 nt
Organism: Ostreobium quekettii
Lineage: Eukaryota; Viridiplantae; Chlorophyta; Ulvophyceae; Bryopsidales; Ostreobiaceae
Source: the annotation of a GenBank genome assembly